Messenger RNA from Guyanagaster necrorhizus, 780 nucleotides. RefSeq lists its product as uncharacterized. NCBI's taxonomy places the organism in Eukaryota, Fungi, Basidiomycota, Agaricomycetes, Agaricales, Physalacriaceae. The transcript has 5 exons. Bases 1 to 780 code for a protein of 259 amino acids. The record is from RefSeq and is a predicted model, not a curated record.
AUGUCGACGCUGAAAAAGCUAGUACUGACCAAGACGACCUCACUGGUCAGGGUUCUCGCCUUUUUACAUGCUACGCGAACAGCGAUUGGAAAUAUAUGGAAUAGAAGGAUAAAAGACAGCGCGAAGGAAGGCGAUGAUGGAUGGUUUGGCGGAAGGAUGGAAACCCUAACCCUAGAAUACCAGGGCCAAACACCGGCUCAUCGUCCAACUGAAUAUCUCACAGAACGGUUAUUUUUUCGCUGCUUAUAUUACGUUUUCCGGACCUUCGAGGGCUUCAAGUUUCAAAUCCCAGGCCUUGCUGUCGCAAGGAAAUUUUAUGCUGCCUUUGUGACAGGCGUAAUGAUCUCAACGGGGACAUCACAUGCUUUCCACGCCCUCCUGGAAGUGUCUAACAUCCGUCCGCUGCAAUUUGAUUUCAUGGAAUUGAGCACGAACUACAGACAACAAUACACCUGCCAGGACCUCUACGCCCUCCUCAACACGGGCUCCCUCGACGACACCCCCGACCAGCUGGAUUUCCUAACUAUCAAACCCCAUGGCUCAUCCAACAACCCCACCGACCCAUUCCUUCUCCCGCUCCUAAGAGCCCUCGCCCAAUAUGGGUACACCAAGAACCUCUUCCUCCUCGAUAUAAAUUGGUCCCACUUUGCAGACCGCCAUUUGUGGCAUGCCUCAGUCACUGCGUUCCCCAACAUCACAUAUCUUGACUUGGCAAAUGCCUCGCUCAGCGCCGACGAGCUCUGCUCCCUCAUUCUUUCGUUCCCACUCCAAGCCUCCUAG